AUGGUGAAUGUUCAGUCGAGAAAUUUUGAACAGGAGAAGAGUGAACUUCAAUGUUCGAGGUUGAUGCGGAUAUCCGGGCUGUUAAACCCGCUUGAUCGACCCACCGACGCCCGAGCACGCCUCCUCUCCCACUUCCAGUCUGCGAAAGGCACCACCGAACACGGCCGAAAAUGGGACGACCUCUGGAAAGAAGGAUUCCUGCCCUGGGACAAAGGCUUCCCGAACCCAGCACUCGUUGACCUCCUCACUGAACGCCAAGAUCUCUUCCCUCCUCCCCCAAAGUCUGGGAGAAGAAAAGCGUUGGUUCCGGGAUGUGGGAAGGGGUAUGAUGUGCUUUUGUUGAGUGCGUUUGGGUAUGAUGCGUAUGGACUUGAGAUCUCGAGUAAUGCUCUGGAGGCAGCGAGGAGGACUGAAAAGGAGAUGGAUGGGAAGGGUGACUAUGAGAUGAGGGAGGGGGUGGAGAAGGGGAGGGUUACGUGGUUGGCUGGGGAUUUUUUUGCAGAUGCUUUUCUGAAGGAUGUGGAGGGUGAGGGAGCUUUUGACUUGAUUUAUGAUUAUACGUUCUUGUCUGCCCUGCCACCGGUCAUGAGACCUGCGUGGUCGAAGCGAUCUGUGGAACUACUUGCUCCCAAAGGGAGAAUUGUUUGUGUGGAGUUCCCGACGUAUAAACCGGCUUCCACUGGGGGUCCACCUUGGGCUCUGCCUCCGAAGAUAUAUCUGGCUCAUUUGUCCCGACCGGGUGAGGAGUUGCCGUAUGCUGAAGACGGAGAGCUCGAGGAAUCGAAGCUCGGAGAAACAAGUACGACUGGCCUGCGAAGGAUAGAGCACUCUCAGCCCAAGAGGACGCAUCAGAUCGGCUAUAAUGCAGAGGGCAAGGUGACUGACUGGGUCAGUGUAUGGGCCAAGUAA
This is a messenger RNA of Hyaloscypha bicolor E, 909 nucleotides long. Its product is annotated as thiol methyltransferas-like protein. The coding region runs from base 1 to 909 and encodes 302 amino acids. The transcript is spliced from 3 exons. Lineage: Eukaryota; Fungi; Ascomycota; Leotiomycetes; Helotiales; Hyaloscyphaceae. Gene Ontology annotation, molecular function: S-adenosylmethionine-dependent methyltransferase activity. The record is from RefSeq and is a predicted model, not a curated record.